AUGGAUACAGAUUUCUACGUGAGCUCCAGAAAGUUACCAGCAUAUGAUAAAUAUAAUGAAGAAAUAAAUAAUUUUCAAAAAGAGGAAAUAUCACAAUUCUCUCUUACAGAUAAUACCAAGAGUCUAGGAAAAUGGAGAUGGACUAAAAGGUUUAAGUGGAGAAUCAAUGAUGACCAUACGCCUCCAGAAAUAUACAAUAAGACAUUGUGCUUCUCAGUACUAGUUUUUGGGGUUUUGGGAGCUGCCAGAGGUUAUGAUGAGGGAAACAUUUCAGGAUCCUCUUCCCAUAGUUCUUUCAGAGAAACGUUUGGGUUCAAUGACCCAAAGAAAUCUGAAACUGAUGUUAGUAAUCUCAAAUCGAAUAUUACUGCUAUGGUACAAUUAGGAUCUAUCGGUGGUUGUAUCUUAGCAAUGUUUCUUGUGGAUAAGUUAGGUAGGGUCAGGUCUCUAACAUUCGUUUGCAUUAUAUGGAUUUGCGCAGCGAUCAUACAAAUAACUUCUACUAAUAUAGGCCAAUUAUACGCUGGUAGAUUAAUUGAGGGGUUUGCAAUUGGACAAACAACUACUAUAGGGCCUACAUAUAUGGCUGAAGUUUCACCAAAAGCAAUUAGAGGUCUUUGUGGUUGUAUUUUUUCAGGAGCCCUUUACUUAGGUAUAAUGUUGGGAUAUUUUGCUAAUUACGGCUCUGCUCUACAUAUUUCUGAUGAAUCAAAUAACCAGUGGAUAAUUCCUACUUCAAUGAAAAUACCGAUAGCUGGAUUACUUUUAAUAGGGUCAUUAUUUUGUCAUGAAAGUCCAAGAUGGUUACUUAAAGUCAACAAUCCUGACAAAGCUAUACAAGCAUUAUCCAAUAUAAGGAAUUUGCCAAUAGAUCAUCCUUAUAUUUUGAGUGAAAUUUCAGAUAUUAAUGACAAAUAUCAAAAGAAAAAGAAGAAAACUCGGGUAGUAGCUACCUUGAAAUUUGCAAAACUCUUAUUUUUGUAA
Messenger RNA from Debaryomyces tyrocola, 984 nucleotides. The record is from the annotation of a GenBank genome assembly. NCBI's taxonomy places the organism in Eukaryota, Fungi, Ascomycota, Pichiomycetes, Serinales, Debaryomycetaceae.